This is a messenger RNA of Hipposideros armiger (great roundleaf bat), 2161 nucleotides long. RefSeq lists its product as uncharacterized. Bases 802 to 1407 code for a protein of 201 amino acids. The record is from RefSeq and is a predicted model, not a curated record. NCBI's taxonomy places the organism in Eukaryota, Metazoa, Chordata, Mammalia, Chiroptera, Hipposideridae. The transcript is spliced from 5 exons.
CUCUCUUUCUCUCUCUCUCUCUCUCUCUCUGUAAUAAGUGAAAGACAUAUUUUAUCUCUAGGUACCAUUUCUCUCUAAAGAUCCCCCCUAAAAAUCUCUGGUAAGUUACCAAGCCUGGUGUUUAUGGAUUUUUCUUUUUUUCCUUUUUGUACCUGUAAUCCCUAUACCUGCCUCGAGGAGUCAGAUGCCUGGUGCUAGAGUUGAGUCCCAUGGUAACUGCUGUGUGGGAGGGUCUGCAUCUUUUCCACAGUGGGAGGAAUCUGAGCUCACACAGCUCUGCUCAGAAUCCAGAAUCCGUGGUGUUAACGUGGAUUCAGAUCUGAAGGCACUUUCUGCAUCCCACCUCCUCUCCCUUCUCCAGGAGUUUGAUAGCCACAAAGUUACAGACCCAAACAUGGCAGGAAGGAGCUCCGCCUUUUCUAAAGCUGUCACUGCUCACAGCUCAGUGGGGAAGUGUGAAGGGAGAUAUCAAGGGAGGGGCCUUAAGGAGCACUGCUGGACCCUGCUGCACCAGUAAAACUUGCAGGGCAAAACAGGUAGUGCCUGUCACUUCUUUUUACCUAGUGAACAAGAGGGAAAACUGACCGAAGACUGUGAUUGGCGUACACAUGAAAAAUGCUUGUGGCCUAAUGAGGGCGCCUUGCCAGGAAACGCAGAUCCAGUGGUGGUCUGACAGCCCCAGGUCUUCAGCUGGAGAGCAGGCCUCUUGCCCUAAGGGAGAUACUAGAUCAGAAAGCUCGAAGCCAAAGAACCGUGCCUGGGUGUGCAAAUUGUGGACUUGUGCGGAUCUGUGCUCGACUCAUGCAGCUUGUCCAUGGGAACAUCUUGCCAUAUUCCCGAGACCAGCCCGAGGACUGGUUACCAGCCUUUUGUGUCCUCAGCACCAGGACAGGUGGGCCCAGUGAUGUGAUCACAGGGGGCCUUCUGCGAGGAGCGAGGAGAAUCAAAGGAGAGGAUAAGAAGAUGGAAGCAGAGGUUGGAGUAACACGCUUUGAAGGUGCAGGAAGGUACCAGAAGCCACACCAUGCAGGCGGCUUCCGGAAGCUGGAAAACGCAAGGGACAGAUUGUCACGUGGAGCCCCCCGGGAGGAGCGCAGCCCUGCCGACACCUUGAUUUUAAACUUCUGGCCUCCAGAACUGGGGGCUGAGAUGGAAGUCCCCUCAUCUGGUCCUCUGAUGGCCCUCCCAAAGCCUUCUCCCCACUCCAAGGCUGCACCCCUGCUCUCCUGGCCCGGGUUUUCCUCGCUGCCUGAUGAAAGAAGAGGGCUCAGCUCCCAGGUGGUUGGGAGGCCCGCUGGCUGGAGAAGACAGGCGCAAACACACACACAGGUGUGUCUCCCGUUCAUCUACUGGUGCAGCCAUCCGAGGACACAGAAACAAGUUGGCUCUGUGGUUCCUUCAACUUAAAUGUUCUGUAUGAGAAAGGCGAUGUUAAAUCAGAAGCUUUUAAUAAGGCUCUGUAAAUAUUUGCUCAUGCCCCCUGCAACUGAGGACGCUGAACAAGAGCACCUGAUGACUGGCUGCUCUGAAAAGAGACCACAAAAAGGGCUGGGGGGGCUCGGGGUGACUCCCAAAUCCACUCCUUCCAAACUCUCUUCAACAUCUAUGCGUUUGCCUGAAAAAUCUAUGGUGGUUUAUAUCCUGUUUGUGCCGGCGCUUUUGUUCAGGGUUUAUUUCCAGCUCAUUCCAAAACUAAGCAACAUGGACUUCACAUUUUCCUGAGUUUGGGAUGCUUGGGCAAGGAAGAAAAUUCCAGCUUCCCUGAACCCUGAUCAAUGUUUUCUAUUGUUGUGUACGCCCUCAGUUCCUGGCAUGUGAUUGUACGGACCGAGUUUGCCUUAACUUUCCAUCAGACUAAUUUCUAGCGUCGUGUCUGAAAUAGCUGUAUUUACUCUCCAAUCCCAAUUAAAAGAGGGGGAGCCCAUCUAUUAGGACGCUGUAAGUUUAUUAUCUGGCAAGAAUCUUCUUUCUGUUCUUACUAUAAGGUGGCGGGGGGAGGGGGGGCAAGAAACAGAUGGAAUGUUCCCUCGUAGGGGCUUUUCCAGUUUUCAUUGGUUUGAGUCAUAAAUGCAUGUUUUAUUUUUAAGGAAGUAUUAGUUUUAUUACAAUACCACCUCUAAAAAUUUUACAAACCCCCUCCUCCGUUAAACCCUAUUCUUUU